Molecule: messenger RNA, 2883 nt
Organism: Gadus chalcogrammus (walleye pollock)
Lineage: Eukaryota; Metazoa; Chordata; Actinopteri; Gadiformes; Gadidae
Gene: tnxba
Product: tenascin XBa
Exons: 16
Coding region: 1-2883 (960 amino acids)
Molecular function (GO): protein binding
Source: RefSeq, a predicted model, not a curated record
AUGAAUCUGCUGGGAGCCAACGAGAAGAGGAACUCCACAGGAAGUGACACGAUCAAAUCCGAUGCCACUGUCACCCCUUCUAUCUUGAAAUACAUUCCCGCUCUUGCCAAACAGACCACUCUGGCCUCCCCAAAGCCAAAUGUAGCAGACCAAACAACUCCCACCCCCCUGAUGGUCAGGCAGAAACCUGUGGUGGUCAACGGGACAAAGACCACGAAGGGAGUUCAGUCGACGCACACACCUUCAAGUGAGGCCGUCACAGAGAAGCCCGGCCUUAUAAUAACUAAACCAGCCAGCAAGGACAGGUCGACGACCUCAGUCAAUCAGACCUCAACCAGUAAUGUGAGGUCUGCCAAAGCCAUCAAAACGCCCGCGGUGACCAGUGGGCCGAAGGACGCCGGGACCAGCGAGAAGUGUGACGGCGUCCACACCACGGAGCAGGAGGUGAAGCUGAAGCCUGGCUCUCCCCUGGUGGUGACCCAUAAGAUCAGCCUUGUGCCUGCAGGCUGCUCCGAGAGCUGCCAGGCUGAGAUGGAGGCUCUGAGGAUACGUGUAGAGCGACUGGAGAAGGAGAUGACCGCUCUGAAAGGUCAACAAGGGGACAAAGGGAAGGUCAAGACGAACGUAGAGAUGGUGAAGAUACCCCAGGACAAGAACACAAAGGCAGAGCAAACGCUUUCUCAGAAAAAAGAGCAGACUCUAACUCUGGCCAAACCUGGGAAGUCUUCUACAACCAACGCUACACUGAGCGCCAAAGACAAGCCCACGCCCACAGCCAACCAUACAGCGGUGAUCAAGUCACACGGGGAUGGAAAGGCUGCCAAAACUCAGACAAGCAAGGUUGGCUCCGGGAAAGCAAAAGGUACACAGAAGAGCCAGACUUCAGUGAACGUGACCAGUGUAGAACAUGGAGAGGCGUCCGCUAAGGAGACGCUCGUCCAGGUAACCGGGGAUACGGCAACACAACAGCACACAAGCAGGAAAUCCGGAGGGGGUCUGGGUUCUGUGAAGGUCUCCAACGUGUCCUCGUACAGCUUCACCCUCACAUGGUCGGCUCCAGCAGGGAUGUUCAAGAACUUUACUGUGAUCAGGAGAGAGCAGAGGAUGGAGGCUGAGGGAACAGUAGACGAAGAGGCAGCGGACGGACAACCGGGCAUUGACGACAUGGCAACCACCGUCUCAAAGAACACGACGGCAGGGCAGGCGCUGAAGGAAAACGCGGACGCAACGGCUUCUUCGGCUAAAGCCACCGGCUCCAGAGGAAAAGCAGAGGAGCAGAGAAUCUCCCUGGUUCUUCCUGGGAAUGUACGUGCGGUGGACUUCGACCACCUCCAGGCAAACACACGCUACCUCCUGCAGAUAUUCGGCACAGCCUCUGGGAGAAGGUCCAAGAUCCACAGGACAUCCAUUACUACAGGGCCUGAGCCGCCGACGGAGAUGGUGUUCAGCAACGUGACCGAGUCGUCUGUCACGGUCUCCUGGUCUAAACCCAAGAGCGCCUUCACCGGCUUCAGGGUCACAUACACCAACUCCAUUACAGGCGAGAGCAGCUUUGAGGCGGUGGAGUUCCAGCAUUCCCAUGUUGUCCUGUCCCAUUUGGGUGCCGGGUCCUCCUACAUCAUCGCCGUGACAACCAGCCAAGGACACUCCCAGAGUGAUGCCCUCACAUCCCACAUCACCACUGUGCCCGCCCCUCCGUUGCAGUUCAGAGUGGUGGAUGUGACGGACACCAGAGCUCUGCUACGGUGGACGCCGAGCCCGGGGAGAGUGGAUCGCUUCAUCAUCAGCUACGAGUCGGCCAAGAUCCCUAACGUGACGGUGACGGUGAUGGUGUCGGGCCGGGCCGUGGAGCACCAGCUGAGGGCUCUGCAGAGGGGGACGGUGUACAGGGUGAAGGCUCUGAGCCAGAAGAACAGCUUCCAGAGCCAAGCCGUUUCCACCACCUUCACCACCGCCAGCACGGUGAAGCCCAGCGCGUUAGGCCCGCGUUCUGCUGUCAUCACGUGGAAAACUUCCAGCAUCUCCUACCAACGUUACAGGAUAACCUACCAUGUAGUAGGAGAGGAGAGCAAGGAGGUGAUCUUGGACCCUACCGUCACAGAGUACCGGCUCACUAGGCUGCAGCCCGCGAGCCGCUACGUGGUCUUGGUUCAGGGGGAGAGGGACGGCCUCUACACCUCCGUUGUGACCUCAGAGUUUGUAACAGGGACGCUGCGGUACCCGUCUCCGGCGGACUGCUCCGAGGAGCUGCAGAACGGGGCGCGGCCGUCGGGCGAGGCGGACAUAUACCCCCUGGGGAGGGAGGGCGGAGCCCAGCGGGUCUACUGCGACAUGGAGACCGACGGCGGCGGCUGGACGGUGUUCCAGAGGAGGAUGAACGGGAACACUGACUUCUACAGGAGCUGGAGCGAGUACAGAGUGGGCUUUGGGAACGUCAGCCAGGAGUUCUGGCUCGGUAACGAGCUCCUGCACCACCUGACCCAGGCGGGCUCCAUGGCCAUGAGGGUGGAGCUGCGGGCAGAGAACGAGACGGCCUACGCCCACUACUCCACCUUCAGCGUGGCCUCGGAGGAGAACCAUUACAGCCUCCAGCUGUCGGGGUUCACCGGCACCGCAGGGGACUCCAUGAAGUACCACAACGGCCGGCCGUUCUCCACCCACGACCAGGACCCCGACCCCCUGGGGAUCCACUGCGCCCGGGCCUACAUGGGGGGCUGGUGGUACAAGAACUGCUACAAGACCAACCUGAACGGGCUCUACGGCGUCAGCUCCAACAACCAGGGCGUGGUGUGGAUCGACUGGAAGGGUAAAGACUCUUCUCUACCUUCCACUGAGAUGAAGAUCCGACCGGCCGCCUUCUCCCCGUCCACUGCCCAAGGCUGA